GGUGGGGUGCGAGGGGUUUGCUAGUUUGCAUGGAGGUUCUUGUGCAGCAGCAUCCCUUGUGACUCUGAGAUUACAGCAGCUGCUUUUGCUGUUUUGUGAUUUUUUUUUGGUUGUUUUUGCCCUAGCUGAGUGGGAGCCUCUCCGCUGGGGGGCGCUGCUGUUGCCAAAGUUUUCUUUGCAGGCACUGGGGAGCUUGGACGGUCUGGCUGGGACCGGUGUAUGCAAGGCUAGCGUUCCCCGGAGCAGACCCGUCUAGUGCUCUGGUCCCUGCUGCUAGAAGAGUUUCAUUGCUGCUCUCCAUGCCCCGUGUCAGCUGAGCGGAUGGGGGGAUAUCUGAGGCUGUGAGUCAUUUAUGUGUUACCAGUUUCCAAAAGAGGGUGGCCUACAAGUUCAGGUAUGUCUUAAUUUUUGGGUGUGCUGGGCACCAAACUCUUCUCCUCCUUCUUUAGUCCCCCAGAGCACACAAAAUCAGCAACACUUUUUGAAAAUGUGGUUGCAUGUCCCAUUGCAGAAGUGCUUCCAUCUUGUAAAUCUGCCAUCAGGGCAUGUGAUCUCAUCUCUAGCCCACUUGUGGGAGGUUAAUAUAUUAGCAGAGUUACUUGAAUGCUAUGUUAAAACUCAACCAGUAUUUUGAUUUUGUUUUGCAUUGAAAUAUAUAUCUAUAUAUCUCAAAUCUAAGCUAGAUGGAAUCUUCUUAAACUCUCCAACUUCUCAGCCUACUUUGUUUUCUUAAAUUGUAUUCCUGGUAAUGUGUUUGUGAGUAUUAAAAGUAUCAAGAGCGCACAGUGGACAGACUGGCUGUGGAGGUGGAAUCAUACAUUAUCUUGAGAUGGGGGAAAUUCAAGCUUCAGUCUGUCUCUUGUGGCUCUGGAUAAGCUGUUUGAUAUCUAGGCCCCUGGCUGUAGAAUGGCUGCCUCUUUCCGCUAUGGAGUGACCAUCACUGGAGCUAUCCUGCUGGUGACAGGAACGCUUUGUUUUGCCUGGUGGAGCGAUGGAGAGGUGGGACCCACGUCUAAUAAUGAUGCUAUGGCUGUGCCUCAUGGAGAAGCCAAAGUGGUGCCAAACUCCUCCUCCUCUAAUGCACUGCUCAGGUCUGUCAGCUUCUUCUGCUGUGGCAUCGGUGGCUUCCUCCUCCUCUUUGGACUUCUGUGGUCGGUGAAAGCAAACGCUCUGGGGAUGUCUCAACACUAUCAGUACCACUUCUCCAGAGACCUAUACUACUUCACUGUGGAACCUCUUGAUAAAAGGAUAUGCAGUGUCUGGGAUGCCAGUGCUGUCCCCACCUAUGAAGAAGCUCUGAACUGCAGGCCUGCUCAGAGUACCCUAGAUUAUGACGGGAAGGAGGAGACUUCACCCCCUCUAUACGGAGACUUAGAUGAGGAUAAUACGUGGCCAGGUUGCCGCAGACGCAGCUCCUCAGACAGUGUGCUGCUCACCAUGCCAUCCAGGAGGGAAGCAGAGUCAUGGGGCGAGCCCAGUGCUACACCACCGCCCAGCUACGAAGACAUCAGUGUACGUGGUGUAUGAUCUACGAACCACAUA
Chelonoidis abingdonii (Abingdon island giant tortoise) is the source of this 1542-nucleotide messenger RNA. The record is from RefSeq and is a predicted model, not a curated record. Lineage: Eukaryota; Metazoa; Chordata; Testudines; Testudinidae.